AUGAGGAUACUAGGCUCUCGGAACGCUUAUGAUCUACUGCCGAGUGUUGAGGCAGGACAGCUGGAGAAUGGCCAAGAGGAGGCUGACGACCUGCCUUUGGAACCUCCAGAGUAUGAUAGGCUAGCUGGUGAGGAAAUGGCUGAAGAGGAAUGGAAUCCCAUGGAACAGAUGGAACUAGAUGAUCCGCAAGUUAAUGAGCCACUUGUUGAGAAAGUCAUCCGCCUGAGAGAUAGAUUCAGCAACAACGUGGUGAAGCCUGUGAAAGAUAAGAUUGUCGACCCAUUGGCACAGUUGCUCGGUCUACUAUCCGAUAAGAUAGAUUACUACUUGAACAAGGUCGGGAAUCCGCUAAUUCUGAGGCGGUUUUUCUACAUAUUCAUGAUGUCUGCGAUCGCAUACCUGGUUAUCUCUAGCGGCUUUAUACCUAGCGAAAGGACAUCUGGCUUCAAGGGAAUGUUCUCAGACCAUGAAGUUCUGAUGGAGUAUGCAAGGGGAUCAGUGGAUCUUUCAAAAUUCGAACGUGAUUGGGAAUACAUAAGUAGCAUGCCUCAUAUGUCGGGAACCAAAGGUGACGCGGCUAUCAGGCACUUUGUGAUGGAAACAAUGAACAAUAAUAAGCUGAAACUUACCAAGGAGGAUGAGCUCUCUGUCUAUUCGAGUUUUCCUUAUGAGAUGUCUCUGAGAGCAGUCACAGGAGAAGAAUCGCUCCAACUAAAUGUCAGCACCGAAAACUUUAACCCACUCAGCGCAACUGGGGAGCUGAAAGGCAUUGGAUUGAUCUACGGGAAUAUGGGCAGUUUAGAAGAUUUACAGAAACUGAAGGAUGCGGCGCUGCUCGAAGAUGACUUCAUAUUAAUGGUCCGCUACGGUGAGCUGGUUGGCGAACAAAUACUGGUUGCAGAGAAGUUUGGUGCAAAGGGCGUGCUCUUUAUUACCGACCCAUACAACGGAAACCAGGACAUAGUUCAGAAGAAAUCAGUGGGAAUCCCGCAAUACUGGCCUGGAAGCCCUCUGAGUCGCGGCGGCGACGAAUCCGAUGCUUUCAAAGAUCUGCGAAAUAUACCGCGAAUUCCUACAAUGCCCUUGUCAUGGAACCAAGGUAUGCGGCUUCUUUCUCUGCUCCCUGACGACGGGGUGCAAUUCGAGGACGGCUUUUACAGCGGUAGACUAGGUGUUGUGCAUCUUGACAUGGUGGUGCAGAUGGAUAACAGGGAAUUGCAUCCUGCCCACAAUAUCAUUUGCAAAAUAGAGGGACGAGAGCAGAACGAUAAAGCAAUCAUAAUCGCCGCAUCAAGAACUAGCGUCACCAAUGGGGCAACCUAUCCUGCAUUUGGGACUGCAAUGCUUCUCUCGCUAAUUCAAAUGUUUCAGGAGCUCAAGUACAAGUUCGAUUGGAAACCUUUGAGAAACAUAUACUUUGUUUCCUAUGGCGGAGCAGAGUUCAAUUACGCAGGGUCCGCAGGAUUCACAGCUCAAAAACUGACCAAAGUGAAAGACCAUGUCUAUUGCAUGCUGGAUAUUAGUCAGUUGAGUCUUGAGUCAGGCUCCAGGAAGAUCGAUAUACAGGCACAUCCUCUCCUACAUCAAUUUUUCAGCGAGGAAAACGGAAACAUGGGUUUCGACAUCACUGUGGGGCAUCCCAAGCAAUAUGGUGACUGGAUCCCGCUUAUGGCUAACGGCAUCCCCGUAUCAGUGUUCUCAGCUCCAGAAGUAUUGAAAUCUGGGCCUCCCAUUGAAACAUCAGAAGACGUGUUUGAUAAUGUCAGCACAUUACUGGAGGCUCCAGGGAACCUCGCAACAUUAUCAGAUAUGAUUCUUUACGUAUUGCAGUCAUCGCUAAAACUAGUCGAUAUGCCUUUCAUUCCAUUCGAUAUCACUGAAUAUGUGCAUUACGUCGACAAACUACUGGAGCCGCUUGAGAAUAACCAUUCGAGCACCCUAAGAUUCCAAGACACCAUCAAAGCUCUAUUGACCUGGAAGAAAAUCGGCGACGAAUGGUCUGCCUGGAGGAAAGGAUGGCAAAAUAUCGUGUUCUCUCGCGACGAAGGGAUAGAGCCAUCCUUGAUAUCAGUGCAUAGAUGGACCUGGAACAAAAAGCUAUCUAACAUUGGCAGACGACAAUGCGCUCCUGGCGGUUUGAAGAAUCGGCCCUAUUACAAGAACGUCUUGUUCGGUCCAUCAUUCUGGACACAGCCCAACGAUGACUCCUGGAGCUUUCCGGGGAUCAGAGACGCAAUCAAUGAGCAAGAUUGGGCGAAAGCACAGCAAGAGCUUGACAUUGUUGCCAAUGUCCUAGCGGAAUCUGCUGCCCUCUUCCUGGAAGAAACUACCGAUGUUGGCACGUAG
Messenger RNA from Torulaspora globosa, 2346 nucleotides. RefSeq lists its product as uncharacterized. Bases 1 to 2346 code for a protein of 781 amino acids. The transcript has a single exon. Lineage: Eukaryota; Fungi; Ascomycota; Saccharomycetes; Saccharomycetales; Saccharomycetaceae. Gene Ontology annotation, molecular function: carboxypeptidase activity. The record is from RefSeq and is a predicted model, not a curated record.